GUAUAAAGUGACGAUUCGCUUUAAGAUGGAAGAUUUCUUUGAUGUGUUGAUGAAGAAAAUCAAAGAGGACGAUUUCUACACUCUGAUAGGAUGUGACGAGCUGGCAACUGCAGAGCAAAUUAAAACUGAGUUUCGACAAAAGGUGAAGCUACUUCAUCCAGACAAGAACCCUGGCGAUGAAAACACAGCGAAGUUGUUCCAAAGGUUUGUAUAAUUAAGGGGUUUAAUUAAAACAUGAUUCCCAUGAAUAGUCUCUUCAUUACUUAGAAUAGUCAAGGCUGUUGAUUUUAACAAAAUAAACCAGCCUUUAGAUACUUUCAGGAGAUUUUUAAUCAAAUUUUUGCAGAGGAAACAGAUGUAAUUUGGCAAAUUCUACUACUAGGUGAUUUUCAAUGCGGGUUACCCUGGUAGUCGCCGUUACAAAUUUACGAAGAUUGUACUUGUGGCAGGUGUAUCUUCUCUUGGUAGUUUUUUACUUAAUAGUUAAUACCUCAUGAUGUGUUUUAGUCCGAAACAACAUGUACAUAUCUUUAAACUAAAAGAAGAAAGAAUAUCGUUCAGUAUUUUGCAUAAUAUUUCGUAUUUGUUUCACAAUAGGCCACUUUACAUUAUGCGUUGGAGGCGUUAGGGGGCGUGUCAGUGAUGCAAUCCUUGUGCGUCACAAAAGGGAGAUACGCCAACAUUCUCAAGUUGUGUGCACUCUCACAAGAGAGCAUCUGAGGCAGGCUAAGAAAUGAUACUAAGGCACUGCCAAUUUUAACAAGUACUCCCGGGGAAAUGGCGCAAAUAUUCAAUAUCUACCUUUUGGCACUGCCGAUUUUAACAAGUACUCCCGGGAGAAUGGCGCAAAUAUUCAAUAUCUACCUUUUAUUCUCAGUUUACAAAAAAAAUUCUAUUGCAGAUUGCAAAAUGCCCGUAAUAUUCUGUGCGACGAGGAAAGCAGGAAAAAGUAUGACUUUUGGCGCAAAUCAGGAAUAGCUGUACCUUAUGAUCAAUGGAUAGAGCUGAGUGGAGCAGCACAUUCAUCAUUACACUGGGCUGCCAAACCAAGAAAAGAACUCAUGCUUGACUACGGAAAAGGUGAGUUACAACUCAAGGGUCUCCUCUGGCAUGGGCAACAGAUAACCUUUUCAUGGGGUUUUGAAAGCAUCCUAGCUGAAAAAGUAUUUAAUCCCUAUGUCAAAAAUUCUGUUCCUACGUUCUGUUCAACUACAAAUAAAUUAAGUAAUCUUGGGAAAUUGCAAGAGUGCUUGAGAAUCUUCUUGUAGCUUUACUUAGCUCUGUCAUAGUCAUUAAGAGUACACUCUGACUUUCUGAAGUUUUUUUUUUUAUAUUUUUUACUUUAGUUGAAGAAAAUCCUCUUGAUGAAUUCUUUGAUGGGAACCUUAAGGCAAAACACUUAGUGUCACCUAGUGAUGACAUUUUCAAAGUCACAAAGUUGCACAAGAGACAUAGAUGGGGUUCCAAGCAAGGGAGACAUAUCAGCAAGUUUAGAAGAUAUGAGAUAUAGGACAAAUUCGCUCUCAAUAAUGUAAGUAGUUUGGACAAUCAGUACACCUGAUCAUAGAAGAAACUAGAAAGGGCUUGGUAUGAAUCAAUAGUUUGUGAAAUUCUGCAACACUGAGUAUGGGUUGGAUAAAAAAUUUUUGGCAGGAAACAGGAGAUUGUCAAUUCAUGGCUUUUUGUUCUAUCAGAAUUGUUUGAAAAUUUCAAGGUGGAUCAGGUUCCUCUACUGCAGAACUUUAAAAAUUAUUUAGUAAGCUAAAUAGAAUAUCAUAGUACAGAAAGAGCCAUCUUACACUUUCUCUUCUUAAGUGGAACAUGAAAGUGAAUCUUGUCAAUGACUGAUUGUUCCCUUAUUUUUUCAGGCUAAACAGUUUCAUGCCAUGUAUAUUGCC
This is a messenger RNA of Pocillopora meandrina, 1898 nucleotides long. The record is from the annotation of a GenBank genome assembly. Lineage: Eukaryota; Metazoa; Cnidaria; Anthozoa; Scleractinia; Pocilloporidae.